Messenger RNA from Malaclemys terrapin pileata, 4883 nucleotides. RefSeq names its product transmembrane protein 198 (gene TMEM198). Bases 1220 to 2599 code for a protein of 459 amino acids. The transcript has 4 exons. The record is from RefSeq and is a predicted model, not a curated record. Gene Ontology annotation, cellular component: plasma membrane; cytoplasmic vesicle. Gene Ontology annotation, biological process: positive regulation of canonical Wnt signaling pathway. NCBI's taxonomy places the organism in Eukaryota, Metazoa, Chordata, Testudines, Emydidae.
CCGGCCGGCUGGCUCAGCUGCAGCACGAAGUGCUCUUCAGUCUGGCAGAGAUGUCCGGAAGCAGAGUCCGCAGCUGGACGCUGCAGCUGCACAAAUCCCAGUUAGAAAUAAGGCCCUGAUGUUUAACAGUGCAGGUGCUUCCCCCGUGGAACGAGCUCCCAGGGGAAGUGGUGGAUUCCCCUUUGCUUGAAGGGUUCCCAUCCAGCCGGGGCCUUUCUGGGGGACGCUUUGGUUGAACACAAGUUACUGGGUGCAGUGCGGGGGGGCCGGGGCUAUGCAGGAGUCAGACUAGCGCUUCGAGGGUCUCGUCUGGCCUGGAGCCCUGUGGGGCGGUGCUGAUGGUGUGGGCUCCCUCAGCACCCUGUGGCUGCGUUCUCUCGGAUCAGUGCCGCUAGGUGCAGUGAGUCCUGUCCAUUAGGGUCGGGUUCUCUCUGUGUAGGGCAGCGUCAUUGGUUCAGGCUUGGGAUCUCUCUAGGUUAGUGCCAAGGCUUUGGGUUGGUUCUUGAGGGGGUUGGCACCUGUAACAGUUCUUACCUUUCCAGCAUUGCUGCCUCAGUUUCCCUUCUGAUUUACAUCUCGCUCUGGUAGUGGGGCAAUUAUAGCCUCAGUUUCCCUCCUCUCAGAGUAAUUUGGCCCUUGAGCCAAACUAAUAAGCCUUCACUUGUGGGGGAGCCAAUAGGACCAAAACCAAACAGUCCUUUAUUGACUUUCCCGAGCCCUCGUCAUCCUCCAUCGCCUCUCCAGCCCCAGUCCCCCCCAGACACCGGGGGAGCCGCUCCAUGGCCAGCCCCGGCCCCAGUCCCCCCACAGACACAGGGUGAGCCGCUCCGUGGCCAGCCCCAGCCCUCCCCCGCCCCCUGAGACACCAGGGGAGUUGCUCCGUGACCCUCCCUGCUUCCCCCCCGACGCAGGGCAAAUGGCUCUGUCUUGCUAACUAGGCUUUUCCACGCACUAUAGUGAGGCUGAGCCAUCCCGUCCAGGGCCCCUCUCCUACCUGCCUGGAUGCAGGGGGGUCCCUCGCACCUUUGCUGGAAGCCCUGGGCUGGGCCCCCGUCAGGAAGCUCCCCCUGGGUUCCCAUCCCAAGCGUCCUUCCCAUGGCCUCCCCCACUCCUGCCAGAGCCCACUUGUCCCUGAGCCUUCCUCCCCACAGCCAUUCCAGGGCUGCCUCCUACUCCAGCCUAGCUCCCCUGGUGCCAGCACAGGGUCCUGCUCUGUCCCAUGACCUGGGAGGACACCAGGCAUGGGGGGGGGGGGCGAGCUCCCCCCACUGCAGUGCUGCAGGGAUCAGGGUGGCUCUGGGGUGGGCACCCAGCCUGCAGUUCUUGCUGCGGAGGUGGGUGCUGCCUGGGGCCAGCAGGUACUGAGCUGCGCUGGGUGCUCGGGGCAGGCCAGCUCUUAUCCCUUCCCCUUCCCCUGUUCUGUCCUUUCGCCAGCUGGAGGAGGCUCCUGGAGGCAGCGCGGCCUGUGGGGCGUGGGGAGGGCGUGGGGUGUCUGACGCCCCCGCCGGGAUUGCCAAGAGCCAUGACUUCAACUGUGCAGACGCUGCGCUUCAAGCUGCUGCCGCACGACACCGGGCAGGAGUGGGUGCACAGCUGUGAGCAGGAGAUCGAGCGCCGGUACCAGGUGGUGCCCUCUGUCGUGUGCGCCAUGUGCUGCCUCUUUGGGAUCAUCUACUGCUUCUUCGGCUACCGCUGCUUCAAGGCCGUCAUGUUCCUGACCGGGCUGAUGUUUGGCUCCAUCAUCAUCUUCAUGCUGUGCUACAAGGAGCGGGUGCUGGACACGCAGCUGAGCGUGGAGGCCUCGGUGGGCAUCGGGCUGGGCAUCGGUGUCCUGUGCGGGCUGGUCACCAUGCUGGUGCGCAGCGUCGGGCUCUUCAUGGUGGGGCUGCUGCUGGGGUUGCUGCUGGCGCUGGCCACGCUGGUGGCCAUGGAGCAGUUCUACCACCCGCCCACGGUGUGGAUCCCCAUCGGGCUGCUGCUGGGCGUGGGCAUGCUCGGUGCCGUGCUCACCCUGCAGUGGCAGAAGUUCUUCACCACCCUCUCCACGGCCGUCUUCGGCAGCGCCAUCAUGACCGUCACCGUCGACUACUUCAUCGAGCUGCUGCUGCUGGUGCAGUACGUCUACGAGCGCGUCAAGGUGGCGCCCGCGCGGCCCAUGUGCUGGUACAGCUGGGUCAUCCUGGGCGUCUGGCCUGUCCUCGCCAUGCUGGGCGUGCUGGUGCAGUGGAAAGUCACGGCCGAGGGGUACUCCCACACCGAAGUGGUUAUCAGCCGGCAGCAGCGCCGGGUGCAGCUGAUGAGGAUCAAGCAGCGGGAGGAGCGGAAGGAAAAGAAGAAGAAGCGGAGGCCCCCCCAUCCCCUUCCCCACCCACACAAGGCCCACCUGCCCGAGCCCAGCUACCGACGCAAGCCAACCCCCGUGCGCCGCUUCGACGGGGACGUGCUCUCCCCCAGCUACAUCCAGAGCUUCCGGGAGCGGCAGACGGGGACGUCGCUGAGCAGCCUCAUCACAAGCACGCAUGCUGUGGUCGACCUGGACUAUGACUGCGGCUCUACGGUGCCCUUGACCAUGGGCUCUGGCCCAGCGCUUCGGGUAUAGCCCAGACCCCCCGACCCUCCUGACACCAGCAACAGGGCCCCGCCAGGCCAGCACGGACCGACACACCAGGGCCCCGCCAGGUCAGCACGGACCGACACACCAGGACCCCGCCAGGCCAGCACGGACUGACACACCAGGACCCCGCCAGGCCAGCACGGACCGACACACCAGGCCCGGUCAGGGCCAGCACGGACCGACACACCAGGACCCCGCCAGGCCAGCACGGACCGACACACCAGGCCCGGUCAGGGCCAGCACGGACCGACACAUCAGGGCCCCGCCAGGCCAGCACGGACCGACACACCAGGGUCCGGUCAGGGCCAGCAUGGACCAGCCCUCCAGACACACCAGGCCAGCAGGAGUCAGAUGCCAGGGGGUGUUUGAGGGGAGGGUUGUGGCCCGUUUGGGGCAGGAAGGCCAUCCCUGGGGCUGUGUGACGGGGUAUGCGCAGGGCUCUGCCCAGUGAUCGCUAGCCGGCGAGCAAUGCAGGGAGAGGGUUAAUCCUGCUCGCUGGCACAGACGCUGCAUGGCAGCUUGGGACACGUGGACUCCUGGAGCAGGGUGAGCGCCCCACCCCCCCUCCCCGAGGGGGCACAGCCCAUGGGAGGGGCUGAUGAGCCAUGGCCCCAUGUGCCAAAGGGGCCCCAGAGCACCUGGUACUACCCAGCUUUCUCCCAGAGGCCCCCAGGAGCAGCUCCCUCCGUGCCUGCCCUUAGCCCCCCCACUCACCCCCAAGCAGCUCUGUGAGUGGCUUCCUGAGAGCCUGUUCCCCCCAUUCUCUGCCCCCCCCCAGCGUAGCUCCAUGAUGCCUGUUCCCCCCAGUCCCCGCCCCCCCAGGGUAGGUCCAUGGUGCCUGUUCCCCCCACAGCGUAGCUCCAUGGUGCCUGUUCCCCCCCGCAGCGUAGCUCCAUGGUGCCUGUUCCCCACCCCCAGCCUGUACACACCCCAGCUCCCUGGGAGCUGCCCCCUAAAGGCCAGAAGAGGCCGUUCCUUCGGAGAACGGGCCAGGGUAGGUGCUGUCCCAUGCCCUCACCAUGCACUCGCCUGCCAGGCACUGGGCUGGGGGCUGCGGGCACCGCCCGCCCGGAGGGGCAGUGUGAGCGCAGCAGCUCUGCUCCCCAGUGCACGUGAGGGAUUGUCUCGUCCCUGGGACUGGGCCUCUCAUGCCCCAGGGCCAGCAGCUGCCAGGCCUGCCCGGGGCUGGGGCAUUUUCGGCUGUGUAUGUGGCCCUUCUCCAGCAGGCAGGUCUGCCCUUUGGCCUCAUGGCAGCUGGCACUGGGGCCAGACUGGGCACCCAGCACCGCCCCUGCCACCUGCAUCUCGUUGUCCAUUCUGCUGACAGAGAACAAGAGGCACCUGGCUGGUGUGAGGCGGGGAACGGACCAUGGGGCCUUUCCCCCUCGGGGGCCCUGCCACUGACCCUGGUCAGGAUGGGACAGGCUGGCUGGAGGCUCAGGAAUGGAAGCCGAGGCCUUUCCCCUCCAGGGCCGGGGGACUGGCUUGCUCAGGGAUAUGGGGCCUUUCACCUCUGGGACCGAAUCGGGACAUGUACUGGCACUGUUUGCGGGUGACUGGAUUUCUAAUGGGGAUGGGGAGGGAGGGGCCUGACUGGGCUGGGGGAUUGCAGAGCUGAGGCUGGUGCGCUGGGACGCUUGGGGCUGCAUUUUGCAGCUGCGGGGGCACAAAGAAGCGUCCCCUCCAUCCAGCUGCUCUGGAAGGACUCCCUGCCCCAGCCCAUGGGCUGUUCGUGUGCUGUGAGUUGUAUUAAUUUAUUACUGACUAAACGGGGCCAUCAAACCUGGGAUGGACCCGGCCCUCCCCCCAGACUGCAGCGGGGCCCCCAGGAGGCUGCUGGGUCUGGACAGCGCUGGAGGAGGAUGGGGCCCUUUGCUGGGCGUUUUGCUAGGGGCUCCCCCAGCACACGCCUCUCCCGCCAUCGCUGCCCCAGCUGUCACUGGGCCUGCCCUCCAACGCCCACCAGGGAGCCCAGCCGGCGGACAGGAACCGCAGCUGCUCCCGCCCCCCCAACCCCACCAGCAGAGGGGCCCAAGCAAAUGGACUGGGACCAGGGAACUCCUGCCCCCCUUUCCUUGGGGCGGGGUCGUACCUGCGCACUCAGCCGCAGCAUGGCCGGCCCCCUCCCCAUCUAGCCAUGGGACGCUGCAUGUUUCCCUUGCCCCUGAUGCCCAGGACCCUGAACCCUGGUUUCUUCCCCCUUUUCAGUCGUUUUGUAAAUGUGCCAAACGCUGCCGGGCCUCAGCCACGCAGUAAAGAGCCUUUUGGA